GUGCUUUAUGUCUUUAGAGCAAUCCAGAUUAUUUCCUAAACAACAAAUAAAUACAAUUAAAAAAGAAAAAAACCAUAUGGGAAACUGUCAUUGAACGUAGAAGCAACUGAACCUGAGCUAUAUACUAUCUUCAAUUCUUCACUGAGUCAACUCUUGCACAUUAUUUUAAGCUAAUUCCGGCAAUGAAUAUUAAAUAUAUAUGAACUAAACUAUACUUCUGCAACUGCUGCUCAUCAUGUCAACGAGAUUCGAGCUUUUUAUUCCAUUUUUUUAAUUGGGUAAAUGUGUACUUAGCCUGUAAUUUACUCAACUGCUGCACUUGUCUUUAGUUAGUGAAGUAUUUUAGCUUAAGCUAUACGAUUUUCCAGCUCUAAAGAUCAACUGGGGGCAAUGCUGAAAAGCUAGAUUGAGAUCUGUUUCUAGAGCACAAUUUGGGAUGGUUUUGGAUUGUCAAUGUCAGAGGGUGGGCAUGGUGUUUUGCUGAUGGAGUUGACUGAUCAAAGAGAUUACUGAAUUUGCAAAAGGAAGAGCUAGCAUAUUCUUAUCAGAGAAAGCAUUAGAUGCAGGGGUAAGGAGAAGAAAGGCUGAAGAUUUGUGAAUGUGAAUGAAGAUGAGGAGAUCAUUCUUUCCGAGAUGUGGGUUUGCUAGAAUAAUGGGUUGGCUUCAGAUUGUACUGGGAAUCCUUGUUAUAACUGUGAGUAUAUCAAGUCUCUUCAGGUUCUACUCUGCUGGAUUCUUUGUGCACAAUGAAGACAUAUGCCGCCAUUUUUAUGGCACCAAGGAUGUUUAUGAAGGAUUUGAUGUAAGACCCUUAAAUGAUCGAGUUGCAGAAGUACUAAGAAUGAUGGAGAGCCUUCAGGUAAAGCUAGAGACGACUCUGCAACAGAUGGAGAAGAGCAUAGAUGUUUUGGGUAAGACAAAUAUUACAAGAUUGGAGCAUAUGAAGUAUUUGGAGGUGGAAGUGCUCAGGCCUCUUUACGGUGCUCACAUUGCUCUCAGACAGAUUCGGCUGCCUAAGAUUGAAGGCAAUGGAAACGGUACCCUAAAAGAGGAACCUUUGAUUAAUACAUUUGUCACAGAGGAAAUCCGGAAGUAUAUAACUCCCAAAGAAAACAGAAUUGUGAAGGUUAACUUUUAUGGAACAGAGAAGAUAUACAAUACCAUAGGGCAUGCGUGUGUUUUGAUGAAGAAUGAACUACAGGGGUACAUGGACUAUGAUAUAGGAUCAUACUGUAAAGAUGAUUGGAAUCUAGCUCAGAAGCUUAUGGUUGGUGGUUGUGAUCCCUUGCCCCGAAGGCGGUGCUUGACAAGGGCUUCGAAGGUGUACCAGAAGCCAUAUCCUAUCAAUGAGUCUCUGUGGAAGUUACCUGAUGACAGAAAUGUAAGGUGGAGUGGUUACCGGUGUAGGAAUUUUGGUUGCUUAUCAAGCAAGAAUCCCAAGCGAGGUUACACAAAGUGCACUGGAUGUUUCGACAUGGAAAAGGAGAAGCUCAAGUGGGUAGCUAAUAGCUCACUUCCUGUUGAUUUCCUGAUAAGAGAUGUACUGGCCAUUAAGCCAGGCCAGGUAAGGAUUGGUCUAGACUAUGGUGUUGGCACUGGGACUUUCGCUGCGAGGAUGAGAGAGCUGAAUGUUACGAUCAUCUCAACCGCUUUGAAUCUGGGGGCUCCUUUCAAUGAGAUCAUUGCACUUAGAGGCUUGAUUCCUCUAUAUGCAACACUGAACCAACGCCUUCCAUUCUUUGAUAACACGAUGGACUUGAUUCAUACAACCGGGUUCUUGGAUGGCUGGAUUGACCUUCUUUUGAUGGAUUUCAUCCUUUAUGAUUGGGACAGGAUUUUGAGGCCAGGAGGAUUGUUGUGGAUCGACAGGUUCUUCUGUAACAAAAAGGACCUGGAUGACUACAUGUACAUGUUUCUGCAGUUCAGGUACAAGAAAUACAAGUGGGUUCUUGCCCCUAAAUCAAAAGAUGAAGUCUACCUUUCUGCAGUGUUAGAGAAACCUCCUCGAGCUAUCUGAUCAUAGUAUGUCCCUAUGUUCCUCCCUGUUUCAGUUGUUAGCCUAUAGCUGUUAAUAGAUAAGGUUCUGUACCCAGGAAAAGAUAUGAUCCUGAAUCUUUGUUUUAC
Molecule: messenger RNA, 2124 nt
Organism: Theobroma umbraticum
Lineage: Eukaryota; Viridiplantae; Streptophyta; Magnoliopsida; Malvales; Malvaceae
Product: S-adenosyl-L-methionine-dependent methyltransferase
Molecular function (GO): methyltransferase activity
Source: RefSeq, a predicted model, not a curated record